AUGCGCUCACCUUGGCUGGCGUGUCUACGCUUCGCUGUGUAUGUAGCGCCGGUGGAGGUGGCGACCGCGCCAGCUCGGCCGGUGGAUUCGGAGCGACUUGCUGCCCUGGCCGCACCGCGGCGGCCAAGCGAGCCCCAUGACCGGACUCCCAGCAAGGAGCCUACCAAGCGCCGUCGAAGAAAGAGGAGCAAGCUCCGCCUCCUGGCGCUUGUUCAGUCUCGCGUGGAAGGCGAGGAGUCUGGUCAGGAGGCGACAGCUGCGGCGGAGGAGGAGGAUGACAGCGCUGACGGAGAUGAUGAUGAAGCACCGGCAGCGCUCCUGACGCCUCCUGCUGCCGAACUGCGGACAGAGGAGAUCCUUCUGGCCGAGGCAGCAGCACCAGCCUUGAGACACGAAGAAGAAGAGCAGCAGGAGGUGGAGGUGCGGGAGAAGUCACCGCCAGCUGCAUGUGCUCUCGAGGAUCGAGGUGAACUGGGCUCACUACAGAUGGGACUGAAGGAGAGAGUAGAGGUUGGAGCACCACCUAUGCAACUUCCUGAUGUGGUCCCGGGGACUUUUGACUUUGACUGA
This is a messenger RNA of Symbiodinium pilosum, 570 nucleotides long. NCBI's taxonomy places the organism in Eukaryota, Dinophyceae, Suessiales, Symbiodiniaceae. The record is from the annotation of a GenBank genome assembly.